This is a messenger RNA of Adineta steineri, 3006 nucleotides long. The record is from the annotation of a GenBank genome assembly. Lineage: Eukaryota; Metazoa; Rotifera; Eurotatoria; Adinetida; Adinetidae.
AUGGCAAGAAAUUAUAAAACAGAAAUGACUCUUGAGGAACACAAACGAAAAUUUUUUAUUCAGAGUAUAAGUCCUGAAACGACAAAACGAUCAUUAGAGGAUUAUUUUUCUUCAUAUCCAAUUGAUUGGUGUGCAGUUCCGCGUGAUGAAACAGGUAAAAAUAAAAUGCAUGGUAUAGUUAUGUUUUCGACAAAAGAAAGUGUUGAUGCUGUAAUGGAAAAACGUAUCCAUCGAAUUGAUGGCCAAGAAGUUUUCAUUCAUCGAUCAGUCCCGUCACAAAAAUCGGGGAAGAACAGUCCUGAAAUUCAACAGUUGAUUGUCUCAAGUUUAAACAAUCAACCAUUAGUCGAAUUACAGCUUAAAAAAUAUUUUGCUCCAUAUGGAACAAUCGAUAAUAUGACAAUGGAUGGUAAAAAAUGGAUUAUUAAGUUUGAUUAUUAUGAUUCAGUCGACAAAGUUCUGUUAGAUUCUCCACAUCGAAUUGGAUCAAUCGAUAUCAGUGUUGAGAAAGGUGAUCGAGAUAUGCAACGUAGGCAGUCAUUUGCUGCAGAACCGACGUUCAAUACUCAAAAUAUCAAUAGUACUGGCGUAAUACCAAAAAAAUCGAAUCUGAAACAAGUGACAAUGAAUGAACAAGUCACAUGUCUUAAUUUGCCUGAAAAACGAUAUCGUAUUCAUAUUACGAAUUUACCAAGAAAUAUAGAUGCUGAGACUUUAUCCGAAGCAUUUGAAUGGGAUAUUUGUGAUAUUGUCAUGAAGCCAUCCGUCGGUGAUCGAGCUUCACCAACACAAUGUUGGCUAAAAAAUGCCAAUGAUGAAGAGGAAGUGAACAAUUUCGUCCGACGCUGGAACAGAAAAUCUUUUAAGGAAUUUAUUAUCGAAUGCAAUAAAGAAGAAGAUGAAUUAGAAUUAUGUAAUCACCAUCAAUUUGGUCAAUGUCGAAAAACUAAUGCUGACUGUGAUUGGAUGCAUAUACCAUGUACGGCAAAUGGUGUUUGUGCAUCGACUUGUCCUUACGGUCAUCCAAUCGGAAUGAAGUCACGAGAUACUUCUCUGAGUAAUAUACGAACGACGAACACUAACUAUCGAGUAAAAAUCAGUGGUUUUAGAGCACGAGUAACACCCCAAUAUCUUACUCAACGAUUUGGACCUCAUACUUAUUAUAUCGAUCCUAAUCAUGAUUGCGUUGGUUACGUAGUUAACAUCAAAACUAUGAAGUUUGCCAAACAAUUGAUGACGAAAUGGCAUAAUAAAUAUAUAGAUGGUCAAAAAAUUAGCUGUCAAUUAGAGAUUAAUCCAAUAUCGCCUGCUCAUUAUAACAAUUCUCGCUCCGAGGCAGGUUCAAUUGAUGAAGAACGAAAACGAACUCGUUCUAGUAGUCGUCCACGCGAUGCGCGCAGUGUUCAUAGCUGUCAAGAAACAUCUGAUCUUGGAGAUAUAAAUAGUACCACCUGGACGACGAGAGAAAAUAAAGAGAUCGGUAGAGAUCGUCGUAUUAGUGGCAAAGCUCUUAGUAAUGUUACAUCGAACAUCGAAAUGAAAUAUAAAUUACGUAGUGAUGUACCAACAAAUAAAUUACCUAAUGAUGCACUAACAAAUAAAUUGCCUAGCGAUGUACCAACAGAUAAAUGGGAAGUAACAAAAAAAGCACCGAACAGUGAUGAAAAGGUAUUAUUAAUACGUAGUAAAGCGGAUCGAAAAGAGCUCGCCGUGAUUAAGACUUAUCCAAAGGAAUUUCUAAAUAAUUUUCAACAUGAAAUAACAAUUAUGAAAGAUUUGAAAGAUGUCAAAGGUGUAUGUCAGCUGAUUGAACCAGAAAAUUUAUCGAAUAAUCUCGUUCAACGAUGUAUUAAUAGUGAUUGUUUAUGGAUGAUUAUGAAACGAGCUCCUGGUUAUUCAUUAAAAGAAUUCAUUGAACGAAAAUGUCAAGGUGUUCUUCAAAUUUCAACAGCGAUUCAACUAACUCUAAAUCUAGUGGAAAUUAUACAACAAGUGCAUAAAAAAGAAUUAUUCCAUUUGAAUCUAUCGCCAGAAAAUAUUAUGAUCGAAUGGGAUUUAAAAGUUUCAAUUAGUUGUGCUCAACUAACUGUAUUGAACUUCAAUCAAGCUACGAUAGUAUCAGACAGAACAUACAUACCAGUUACAACAUCAGCACAGAAAUGGUACCAUGCACGACAAAUAGAUGAUAAAGGAUUGAGUUCAACAAUUGAUCCAUCUGCAAUAUGUGCAAUUCUUUUCUGGUUACUGACACAAAUCGAUCCUCAACAUGAUAAUGAUGCACUUCCUCAUCAACAAGCACGUGAAAAAUUCGAUGACAUGAUCAAAAGUACCAUCAAGUUCGUAGACAUGAGUCAACAAAUCGUACCGAAAGAACACUUAAAAAUGUAUUUAAUGGAUACAUUUGAUCGAGCUUUUGGCUAUCCUCACCAUCAUCCAUGGACGAUUAAUGAUCUUGAAUGUCGAUUAAAGUCAAUUCUUCAAUUACUGACACCAAUCGAACCUAAGCUAGAUACCGCUGAUGGCAUUUUUCAAGAAUUGAUAUCGAUCUCAGAUGUUGUGUCAAUUCCACCUAUUGCAACCAGUAGUACUCAACGUGAUGCCUUCGCAAAAGCAUCAGAAGCAUUCUAUCAGGCAAAGAAACAUUUCUUGGACAAUGGACAAAAUAAAUAUGAAUGGUCUGAUGGACACUGCAUAUGGGUUUAUAAUCCACAUAGUUCAAUCAAUGAACGUCAUAAUCAUGAUGUACUUACGUAUCAUUUCACUCGCGGAAGAACGACCACAUCUUAUUCUGUAAUUAUCAUGUGUUUAGCAAGUUGUAGCGAAGAAGGAAGUGUAAUGACAUUGUCUAUUGGCAGUGAUAUCAAUGGAAAAACGAUUCGAAUGCCUAUCGGUCAAUAUUCCACAGCUCAAGAUUAUAUAGCAGAUGUACAAGAAAAAUUCAAGACAGAAUUAAGAAAUCUACUUUUAGCCAUUUAUAAUGAACGAAAAAUAAUACAACAUCAAUAG